Prunus armeniaca (apricot) is the source of this 501-nucleotide messenger RNA. The record is from the annotation of a GenBank genome assembly. NCBI's taxonomy places the organism in Eukaryota, Viridiplantae, Streptophyta, Magnoliopsida, Rosales, Rosaceae.
AUGGCUGCUUUAAGAUCAAGGCCAUGGAAUUACCACCAAACUUUGUGUUCAUGUCACUGCAAACCCAGAAUUUUCAAUUACAAUUUGAAGGGAAUGGGAAAAAGAAAGAGAAGGUUAAUGGAGGCCAAAGGGUUUGGGUGGGAGGGCCAUGACUUGGGGGCAUAUGUUAUUUCUGAGGAAGAUAAUAGAUUUGUGGAGGCCCUGAGGGAAGUUCAGCCUUACGUUUUCUUAAACAGAGGCAGAACAUUUGUUGUGGCCAUAGACGGGGAGAUUGUUGAUAUCCCUAUUUACUUCGAUGCCCGACUGCAGGGUAUCCUCCGAAGGAUGCUUACCGUCCACCAGGGUUACCCUCAGCAGGGGAACCCUGUACCCUUCACAGGGUUACCCUCAGGCUCAGCAGGGGUACCCGACUCCACAGGGUUACCCACGGCCCCCUCCUUCCUAAGCAAGAAAGUUACGGUUGCCUUGAUGGAUUUUUUGACGGACUUUGGUGUUGGGUGA